AUGACUCUACUGCCUCCGACCCUCGUCCAGUCCACCUUGGGCGAGAAGUGCGCAGUCUACCUAGACCAAGUCACCGACAAUCUCCCCAUCCACCUGCAGUCGCUUCGCCUUCGACUGGCUCCGAUUCUCACCUACCUGUCCUCCACACCCCUCGGGCCCCUCGUGCAAACACUACCUGUCGCCGCCGACGACCAACCCCUCGCCCUUCUCGCAGCUGUCAUCGUCUGCCUGUUUACUGUCGCCUUCAUGAGCUGGCGCAACCCCCUAGGUAUGCUGCGGCGUACACCAAGCUACGCUCCCGCAUCCGACCCGCAAGUCAGCGACGAGCACUUCAGCUAUAUCACACCUGAUGAUGUUGUCGACCCCCCAACAGAAGACGUAGGGCCAGAUGUCAUCGCCCUCCGCCACCGUGGCACCAUCUACCCACUGAAAUUUCGCCCAUACGCAAUUGGCGAUGGCGCCCUGACCAUCGGAGACCUGCGACAAGAAGCCGCUCGCGCAACGGAGGCCAUCCACCCGGACUGUGUUAGACUGUUAUAUAAGGGAAAACUGCUGAAGGACAACACACGCUCAUGCAAAGCCGAAGGACUGAAGCAACACUCAGAGGUGCUGUGCGUGGUGUCCGAACCGCAAGCCAGCGACUCCGACGAUGAACACCGCAUCCCAAAAGCAAUAGCCCCGGCCCCAGCACCAGCUCAUCCGCAGGUUUCCCGUCCCACCAGCUCCGACGCAUCAUCUCCUCCCACACCCCCAGGCUUCAAGAGCAAGAACAAACGAAAGAAGAACCGCAACGGCAAAAAGUCGCCCACCCGCACAGAAUCCCCUCAACCUAAACCCGACCGCUCGACCAACCCCUCGCCUUCACCAAACCUGAAGCAGCUCCACACCCCGUUGGAACAAGUCAGUGCGUUGGCGGGCUGGCUCCGGCUGGAGAUGAUCCCGCGUUGUGAGGAAUACGUUUCGAACCCGCCCAGCGACAUGAAGCAACGGGUGCAAGAAUAUAACAAACUGAGCGAGACGAUCCUUGCACAGGUCAUGUUGAAGGCGGAUGGAAUUGAGCCGGAUGGAAACCAGGCGGCUCGGGAGGCUCGUCGUGCGCUUAUCAAAGAGGCACAGGCUGCUCUCACCGCGUUGGAUUCCAUUCCUCGGUCGUGA
Molecule: messenger RNA, 1155 nt
Organism: Penicillium soppii
Lineage: Eukaryota; Fungi; Ascomycota; Eurotiomycetes; Eurotiales; Aspergillaceae
Exons: 1
Coding region: 1-1155 (384 amino acids)
Molecular function (GO): protein-folding chaperone binding
Source: RefSeq, a predicted model, not a curated record